Messenger RNA from Saccoglossus kowalevskii, 2531 nucleotides. RefSeq names its product DNA-binding protein RFX6-like. The record is from RefSeq and is a predicted model, not a curated record. Lineage: Eukaryota; Metazoa; Hemichordata; Enteropneusta; Harrimaniidae. Gene Ontology annotation, molecular function: RNA polymerase II cis-regulatory region sequence-specific DNA binding; DNA-binding transcription factor activity, RNA polymerase II-specific. Gene Ontology annotation, biological process: regulation of transcription by RNA polymerase II.
AGGUGUUACAACUAGAUCUUCUACUGGUUGAAACAAAAACAAAAUUGAUAUACGAAGUAUUUCGAAGUUUAUCGUUCCAUUUUUAUCCGUGACCUGUUUCUAUGAUUCCAUCGAAUUUCAAUACGUAGGAUGGUCCAGUAAUGGAUACGCUGGGCACCAUUACACAACUCUCUUCUACAAGGGAUCUGCCGGGCUUCACCUGCUACGAAGUUCAACUAACGGACAAUGUGUCAAAUAUGAGUACAUGUAGCCUGAAUUGGACGGAAACUCAGUGCAGACCAUCGAAGAUAUCGCACGUCAUCGCGGAAGGGAUAGAGCAUGAAGAUGUCAGCGACGACGACGAUGGCGAGAUGAAAGAAAACUUAGACAAGGAGAACGAGGACAAAAACAUGGUCGGCACUAAGCUGUCGCCAGAAGACCAAAGCAAAAAACAAUCACAGAUAGCAUCAACAUUAAAAUGGUUGGCUGAGAAUUAUGAACGAGCAGAAGGGGUCUGUCUUCCGCGAUGUGUUCUUUAUACUCACUAUCUGGAUUUUUGUAAGAAGAACAAAUUCAGCCCUUCCGGUGCUGCGACAUUCGGCAAGGUCAUACGGCAACGAUUUCCCAAGCUGACUACUCGGAGACUGGGAACACGUGGACAGUCGAAAUACCAUUACUAUGGCAUUGGUAUUAAAGAGACGUCCAUCUAUUACCACUCGGUGUAUUCCGGUCGGGGACUGACACGGUUUUCGGGAACUAAAAUCAAGACAGAGGGCACAAGUCGAAAGUAUUCCUUGAGCUCGAAGACUGGCACAUUGCUUCCUGAGUUUCCAGAUGCAAACAAUUUAAAACUUCCAGAUAGUGUCUCGUGUGAAAAGGCUGAAACUUUCAUAAUGAUGUACCGAACACAUUGUCAGAGAAUACUGGAUACUAUCAUCAACGCUAAUUUUGACGAGGUCCAGAAUUUUCUUCUCCACUUUUGGCAAGGCAUGCCUGAUCAUUUAACGUCGUUACUGUCGUGUGACGUCAUCGUUGACAUAGUUGGUCUAUGCGAUACAAUACUUUAUAAAGUGAUGGUGGAUGUUUUGAUACCGUCAACUAUCCAAGACCUGCCAGAUACUUUGAGUGCUGAAAUUAAGGUAUUUGCUAAACGGAUACCGGAAUGGCUAUCCAGCUCAUUGGAAGAAGCGCCAAAGAGACUAUCAGAUAAGAAAAUGGCAGUUGUCAAGACGUUUAUUCAGAGCUUAAAACGACAAACAUCAUUCGUACACCUGGCGCAGACCGCCCGUAGUGUGUUGCUCAGCCAUGAAAAUGUCAAUCAAAUGGCCAAAGAUUUAAACGAAGUUGACUUCAGAAGUAUUUGGACGCAAGGAGUGAUAUGUUCACCGGAACUUUUUAAUAAUGAUUCACAAAAUGCAAGAGAGUUCAUAAACGAGUUUGAAAGUUUAUUGAACAAACAAGCACCACUAGAGGCGUAUACAGAAUGGAUUGACAGCCUUAUUGAUCGAUGUGUUUUGGAGACAACCAAAGAGAAUGCCAAGCCUUUCAGGGAACGGGCCCGCCAGUUUCUGCUGCAUUGGUCGUUUUUUACGUCUCGUGUAAUGCGGGAUCUCACCUUGCGAAGUGCCCCGAGUUUUGGUUCAUUCCAUCUGAUUCACAUGAUGUUCGAUGAGUACGUAUUUCUAGUGAUGGAGACUCAGCAAAACCAAUUCGAUGAAACCAGCAUGCAGAAAAAUGUCAAGAAAUACAUGAAGACUGCGGGUGAAAUUAAUACGAAGGCUAAAGUGAGAUCAGCGCCCUCGAAAGGUGACAGUGGCGGUAGUAAGGCAAAGAAGAGGCGUCUGGAUAGCGAGAAUGCUGAAGAUGGAGACCAAUCAAUAAUACCAUCGCCAUUACUAGGCUCAUCAAUAAAAUCAAAAGACUUCCUGGAAAUAUCGUGCAGCAACAACACGGCAUUUACUCGUCCACAACCACAUAGUGCUACUUACGGCAGUGAUUUUCAUACUGACAUUAACUACCCCGAUUUCACGACCCCUUCUGGCUACCACCAUGCAUUAACGGGGUCAACACAAGGUUAUUUUAAUUCACCCUUAAAACACUAUUCUCCUGUAACGGGUCUCAAUGGAUGUUCUACAUAUGAUCGGACCACCACCGCUGCUUAUAUCUCACACAUGAACUCGACGGCAAGUUACUCAGAUCCUUUCAGAAACUCGUAUAACUCACCACUGGAAUCGAGCCAAUUAGUACCGACAACGGUACACUACAACACCGGAAUCAACAUUCCACCAAGCCCGUCGUUUCACUCACAGUCCAGUUUCUGGGCGGACAAUCGAAUUUCGUCGUGCAUGGGUUACAAUGACAGUUACGGUAGCUACCAAGGGGGGUCCAUCGGUAUGGGCGGAAGUUACGGAAUGAACUCAGGAUUCGGUAAAAGAAAUGGCGUAUUCCCCUCAAGUCCAUUGCCAACACCCGGACACAAUUCAUUCGAUGACUCCACGGGUAGGUCAGCAUUUGAAGCCACACGAACAAUCAUUAUUAUACAAGACCCAUGA